Messenger RNA from Conger conger (European conger), 5222 nucleotides. RefSeq names its product sorting nexin 33 (gene snx33). Gene Ontology annotation, cellular component: cytoplasmic vesicle; plasma membrane. NCBI's taxonomy places the organism in Eukaryota, Metazoa, Chordata, Actinopteri, Anguilliformes, Congridae. Bases 1631 to 3313 code for a protein of 560 amino acids. Gene Ontology annotation, biological process: endosomal transport; protein transport; endocytosis. The transcript has 2 exons. The record is from RefSeq and is a predicted model, not a curated record. Gene Ontology annotation, molecular function: protein binding; phosphatidylinositol binding.
ACACGAACUGUUUUCAUUGCAUAGGCCUAGCUGUGGGGUCAUUGUGACACAAUAAACCAUAUUGUGAUCAUCGCAUCAGGGACCACGUUGAGGACCAGCGAGCGAUUCUGCUAAAUAUAUUUCGCCUUAAAAUGGGGCAAGUUUUAAAAGGAAUGUGGACCAAACCCAGAAUGCACUAGGACAUUAUCAUUACUCAUCUCUCCUCAGAAUGCUUCUCCUCUCUCCUCCCCGGGCACUCUGUCUUUGUGCUGUAACGAAAUAUUGAGAUAAUGUUUUGAUCUCGUGUUUUCCUGUUAGCCAAUGGGAUGUACAACAAGCCUGUUUUUGAAGACUUUUAUUUUUCUGUUUACAGGAUGAGCGAUCUACUCGUUUAAAAAAAGAGGGACCAGGAUUACAAUAAAUGUGUCGUCUUUGACCUUUUUAUUGUGAAAACAACUUUUUAAAUCGCCGGUGCAUCAUUUCUUAUCGUUGUUCUUUGGGGAUUCUUCUGUCUUUGGGAUUUAAGGACAAUAAGUGGAGCUACUCAGCUGCUUUUAAACUCUGCUUCACAUUGAGGAUAAAAUGCACUAAAUAUUUGGACGAAACCCGAAGUUAGAACGGUAAUGUUUAUAAGCGGAUUAACACGCAGUUAGUGUUGUUAGCAUACAACAUGAUAUGAAUAGGUUACAUACAUUUCAUAUUAAAAUGUCGCAGUUUUCUUGUUUAAUGUGAUCAUCACAUCAUUAACUGAAGCGAGAUAGUGGACUAAUCCAUUCUGCAUAUGGAUUUAGUCAUGUGUUUAUGGCAGGCUAGCCUAUUUUCUUUUUUAUUAUAGGCCUAUUCGACAAAUUUAAAUGUCGUACGUGAUAUAGCAUUUUUAUGCAGUUUUAUUAUCCCGCCUGAAAGAAAAGGCUUUGGGAAUUCACUUUUUUCCAUAGUUCAGUUAAGCUUCCAUUAGGUCAGGUCAUUUACGUGCACAAUUGGUUUACAUUUUAUUGAUGAGAAAGGGAAAUUACUUGGAUUACAGAUUAUAAUUCGUUACGGAUAUCCUGAAAACAAACAAUUCCUUAUAUAAUGCGUAUACUAUGAAUGUUUGUUUCACUUCGUUUAGUUAGGCUAAUUUUCCCUUUUGUAUUCUAGAGAUAUACGGACCAAAUAACGCAAUUAUCGUUGUAUUAUAAUGCACCGAGAAGACAAGUCUACGUUUUAACCAGUGCGCACUAUUCAAUUCAAAGACGGGACGCUAGGCAAUUUACCAGUUCGUGUCUUGUGCGCGCUAUGGUAAACAAACACAGAUCAAAUUGCUUUGCAACCAGAAAUUCCGAUCCUUAUUCCAAUGGUGCUGUUUGUUAGAUUUCUGUUAUCGGUUGCUCAGUGUCAUAUGAACAGCAGGUCAUUAAAAAUAUAUCAGUUGUCUUGCGCCUUAAUUUUCUAGGCAGGCCAAACAGGUGUUGACUGAGCGCCACUCGCUGUAGUUAGAAAAGUGGCUGACGAAUUGCUGACGAUGAGCUGAGCAAUCAUAUAUAGACACAUUUAUUACAGAAUUGUUAUUAUUUGCAUUAAGACAACAAUGAAAUGAUCUAUUUUUUGGAAGAAAAAAGGGUCUGAAUAUCAUUUUGAUUACUGCCAACAAACAGAGGAGUUUGUCAAAAUGUCACUGAAAGCCAAGGCACUUUACACAUUCCAAAGUGAAAACAAAGAGGAAAUCAGCAUACAGGAAAAUGAGGAACUGGUUAUCUUUGACGAGAACUCAGUGGACGGGUGGCUCCAGGGCGAGAACAGCCGGGGACAGAGAGGCCUCUUCCCGGCCUCCUACGUGGAGGUAAUUAGGCCGCGCUCCAACUCCAACCUGACCGACUACUCCACCAGCCCCGCAGGUUCCCCGGGCAACGAGUCUUCCUACUUCCCUUCCGCGCCGCACACGCCCUUCCACAUGCGGCAGAGCUUCGACGAUGACGACGAUGACGACUGGGAUGACUGGGACGACAGCUCCACGGUGGUGGAGGACGAAGACCCCCGGCGGGGCGUGGGGGCCAACGGGCACGCCCACCACCAGAGCGGCAACCCCAACGUCCACUACCGCCCACACAAGCCCCACAUGGAGCGGCAGGACAGCAUCUCCAGCUCCCGCAAGGGGAGCAUGGUGGGCCGCAACCUCAACCGCUUCUCCAGCUUUGUGCGCUCGGGGGUGGAGGCCUUUGUGCUGGGCGACGUGCCCAUGAUGGCCAAGAUCGCCGAGUCGUACACCAUCGAGAUGGGCGCCUGGGGGCCCCAGUGGAAGGAAAGCCCUCAGCCCUUCUCCUGCUCCAUAGAGGACCCCACCAAGCAGACCAAGUUCAAGGGCAUUAAAACCUACAUCUCUUACCGUGUGACGCCCAGCCACACGGGCCGGCCUGUGUACCGCCGCUACAAGCACUUCGACUGGCUCUACAACCGGCUCCUGCACAAGUUCACCGUCAUCUCCGUCCCCCACCUGCCCGAGAAGCAGGCCACGGGCCGCUUCGAGGAGGACUUCAUCGAGAAGCGCAAGCGGCGGCUCAUCCUGUGGAUGGACCACAUGACCAGCCACCCGGUGCUGUCGCAGUACGAGGGCUUCGAGCACUUCCUGAUGUGCGCCGACGACAAGCAGUGGAAGCUGGGAAAGCGGCGGGCGGAGAAGGACGAGAUGGUGGGCGCGCACUUCAUGCUCACCUUCCAGAUCCCCAACGAGCACCAGGACCUGCAGGAUGUGGAGGAGCGGGUGGACUCCUUCAAGUCCUUCGCCAAGAAGAUGGACGACAGCGUGCUGCAGCUCGGGCACGUGGCCUCGGAGCUGGUGCGCAAGCAUCUUGGCGGCUUCCGGAAGGAGUUCCAGAAGCUGGGGAACGCCUUCCAGUCCAUCAGCCAGGCAUUCACCCUGGACCCUCCCCACUGCUCCGACUCCCUCAACGCCGCCAUAUCCCACACGGGACGGACCUACGAGAACAUCGGGGAGAUGUUCGCGGAGCAGCCCAAGUACGACCUGUUCCAGAUGCUGGACAAGCUGUCCCUCUACCAGGGUCUGCUCGCCAACUUCCCCGACAUCAUUCACCUGCAGAAAGGAGCUUUCGCCAAGGUGAAGGAGAGCCAGCGCAUGAGCGAUGAGGGGAAGAUGGACCAGGAGGAGGCGGACGGCGUGAGGAAGCGCUGUCGGACCGUGGGCUUCGCCCUGCAGGCUGAGAUGAACCACUUCCACCGCCGACGGGAGGUGGACUUCAGGGAGAUGAUGCAGGCCUACCUGCGGCAGCAGAUCGCCUUCUACCAGCGCGUGGGCCAGCAGCUGGAGCGCACCCUGCACAUGUACGACAACCUCUAGAGGCCCCCUGUACGGCUGCUCCCCCCCCCCCAGCCCCACCCUUACUCUGCAGUCUGGGGAUUGGGGGCUGGCACAUCUCUGACAAGCCAACAAAAAUGCUCCUCCUUUUUUAUUGGCGGGGGUUGAGUAGGACUGAGGUGGAGCCUCACUCUGCACUGGCUUUAGAAGGCCACUGUCACCCCCCCCCUACCACCCCCCGCCCCACCGCCAACAAUGACCAAUUCCUCCCCAACGCGCUGAUGACAUGACAACUGCCAUUGAAGCCUGAAAUUGAAACCUUGCGUGAGGAAUGGCGGAUUGUCCGUUUGGAUGGAAAUGAGACAGAGCCGGGAAGCGCACAGGCCCUGCUAGUCGGGGCGUGUCCAUGACGGACGGUUUAUACUCCCCAAACUGGACUUCAAGUGUCAGGGGACACCGAACAAUAGAGACAGUUUUUUGGGGGGAGGCGGAGUGGUUGAUUUAAAUGAAAAUAUUUUGUAAUCAUAUGUUCCGUGUCUGUAAGUUUCAUUAAUUUAAGUGUGUGUAUUGUAUUGAGGGGCAGGUCACUGUGGUUUUUGAGAAGACUUUCAGACAUUGGUGUGAGACGCUGACAUUUUAGUGGGCUCUUGUCAUUGGUCACUCAGCUUCGAGACCUGCUAUAGGUCCGUCAUCUGAGAGGUAUUCUUUCAUUGGACCCUCUGCUUACAAGACCAUUUGGUCACAGUUUGACCGGCCACACUGUUUGGCAGAAUCCACUCUUGGUCCUCAUGACGUUGUUGAAAAUUAGGAGGACGGCACUGCUCAGGUGUUUUACUGCUUUCAGACCACUUUCUUUCUGCUCCCUGAUCUGAGAUCAGCGCUCGCACAUAGCAUUCACACACUGACCUGGGAAUAGGGUCUUACUUUCUUUCUGCUCCCUGAUCUGAGUUCAGUGCUCGCACAUAGCAUUCACACACAGACCUGGGAACAGGGUCUUAAUUUCUUUCUGCUCUCUGAUGAUCUUAGAUCAGCAUUCGUACAUAACAUUCACACACUGACCUGGGAACAGGGUCUUAAUUUCUUUCUGCUCUCUGAUGAUCUUAGAUCAGCAUUCGUACAUAGCAUUCACUCAUUGACCUGGGAACAGGGUCUUACUUUCUUUCUGCUCCCUGAUCUGAGAUUAGCACUCGCACACUGACCUGGGAACAGGGUCUUACAGUGUGGGAUGUGUGUAGCCAUAACAAGUUCACCUGAGCAGGUUCUCCCUGCUAGCCUUAACUUCAUCUGCUGGACUAAUUCUCGUUUUCGUUUGGCCCUAUCUGGGCACUGUUGCCAGGCAGAUUUGAAGACAAGAAUGUGGAAAAAAGAUUGAAUGAAUGAAUAAAUGAAUGAACAAAUGAAAGACAGGAAGACGGUGCGUUUUGACUUUUUCUAUGAAGUGCCUGAAGGAGUCUCUUCACAUGCCUGCAUUUGCUUUUCUUCUGAGGGGAUUCCAUCACUUCCUGCUACAUCUGUUGUUGUUGUUUUGUUUAGUUAUUUUUUAUUUUAUUAUUAUUAUUUUUUCCUUCUAGGUCUUCCCACGUUCCGGUAGAGCUGGCACAGGGGAGUUUGCAUUUCUGUACCACCACAUGGGGCUUUUUUUAAUGUUGGGCUGAGCUGUGGAUGACUGGUUACGGUAGUUUUUUUUUUUACAUUUUUGUUUUUUAGUGUUCAUUUUACAUGGCAUGUAAAGAAGAAAAAUGUUUUUUUUGUUAGUUUUUACUUUAAUGCUCUUCCUUGUUUGAAUGGAAGCCCUGCGGAACCCUGCUGUGCAUUGUUUGAUGAAUGCAGCCACAUUCAUUUUAGGAGACGAAAGUGGAUUUAACUGAUUUAAGUGUUUGAUGGUCUCACAAUUCUUUAGUGUAGAUGUGGGCAAAUUUAACAGUGUUGAAUAAAAUGUAAACUUUCAAAA